Fusarium verticillioides 7600 is the source of this 450-nucleotide messenger RNA. RefSeq lists its product as hypothetical. Bases 1 to 450 code for a protein of 149 amino acids. The record is from RefSeq and is a predicted model, not a curated record. The transcript has a single exon. NCBI's taxonomy places the organism in Eukaryota, Fungi, Ascomycota, Sordariomycetes, Hypocreales, Nectriaceae.
AUGGCAGAGCUUCUGGGCAUCGUCGCCGGUGGAGCUGGACUUGCCUCUCUGGCACUCCAGUUAGUCGAUGGCGGCCAGAAACUACGGCAGCGCUAUAAGAACGUCAAAAGCCUUGGAGGCAACAUCACUUGGUUGAGUGAAGAUGUCGAGCUCAUCGGUAAACAACUCAUCCAACUCGAGGCUAGCGCGGACGACAUCAUGCAAGAGCAACUUGGCCCGAUCAUGAUGGGCAGAUGUCGAGACCGCUCUGCAAUAGUAGCAGAUCGCUUAGCAAAUCUCGCUGGAGAUAUGCCAGCCAACUCAUCCAGAAGACAGAUUGUACGGACUACAUUCAGGUCAGGUCAAUGGAAAGGCGAACUUGAUGACCUUCAGACCCUUGUUACAGGUCUUAAACAAGAUAUCUCUCAGUAUACCGCCCCUCUGCCUAUUUUCACUAAGCAGCAAGACUAA